Molecule: messenger RNA, 1883 nt
Organism: Lolium rigidum
Lineage: Eukaryota; Viridiplantae; Streptophyta; Magnoliopsida; Poales; Poaceae
Product: E3 ubiquitin-protein ligase SIRP1-like
Exons: 2
Coding region: 447-1598 (383 amino acids)
Biological process (GO): protein ubiquitination
Cellular component (GO): cytoplasm
Molecular function (GO): ubiquitin protein ligase activity
Source: RefSeq, a predicted model, not a curated record
AUUUCAACCAUCCAUGGAUGCUUUGCCCUGUUGCUUUGCUUAGAACAAGAGAAGAUUCAGCAUGUGAAUUGUUAAUUUCUCUGUUCAUCGUUCUCAUCCCAUUUCGUUCCAUGUUUGUUGGUUGGUUAUCUGUCUCAAUCUUUGUGAUGCCAGCUCUGUUCAUCUUGCAGUUUCUUGUUUCCCUGAUUGGAUUUGUUUCUUGAUGUGAUUGGACUUUCUUGUUGGAUUGAUGAUAUGUCAGCAGCAAUUCAACUUUUCUGUUGUUUCCGGAGCCUGGAAAGAAAUGCAUCCGAUCAUUCGAUCUGAUGACAAACAAAAAGGGCAAUUUGGUUAGCUUGCAUUGUACGGAUGGAGAACAGGAUUCCAUGAAUCGCAUCCAGAAUUGCCAAAUCUAAGGAUCGCAGCUGCUCCAUUGAGGGGGGAAAGGCGCAGCGAGAUCAAGAGCAAUGGGGGAGCUGGUGGUCGCCGGGAGGUACUGGUGCCACAUGUGCGCCACGGCGGUGAGCCCUGUAGCGGCGGACGCAGGGAUGGAGAUCAAGUGCCCGUAUUGCAGCAGCGGCUUCCUCGAGGAGAUGGAGACCGCCCGCAGCAGCGUCGCCAACGGCAGUGGCCACGCCCACGCCCACGCCCACGGCGGAACUUACCCCAGCGCCGACAACGCGAUCUCCAUCUGGGCGCCGAUCAUCGACAGCAUGGUCGGUGAUCCCGUCCGGCGCCGCCGCAGCAACCGGCGUACUGUGGAUGCCGUCGCUGCCGCAGAGGACGAGCUGGACAACGUCGACUUCUCGCGGCGCCGACGUCGCGCCACCGCGUUCUUGCGGCUCCUGCAGGCGAUCCGGGAGCGCCAGCUCCAGCGCCUUGAAUCCGCUGCCUCCCUCAGUGGCACCGGUACCGGCCUCGAGGCAGAGCACUACAGCCCUUUCGGCCGGAGCAUCUUCGCCGCCGCCCCCCUCGGCGAGCACGGCAUGGCGCUGGGCGACUACUUUCUUGGCCCCGGACUGGACGCGCUGAUGCAGCAGCUGUCCGAGAGCGAGGCGGGCCGGCAGGGCACGCCGCCGGCGAAGAAGGACGCCGUGGAGGCGCUGCCGACCGUGGAGGUGUGCGGCGGCUGCAACGAGGAGGACGCGGCCAGCUGCGCUGUGUGCCUGGAGGACUACGCCUCCGGCGAGCGCGCCCGGGAGCUGCCCUGCAGGCACAGGUUCCACUCACACUGCAUUGUGCCUUGGCUGGAGAUACACAGCUCGUGCCCCGUCUGCAGGUUCCAGCUGCCGGCCGACGACGAGCCGAAGAACUCAUGCGGCAGCGGCAGUGGGAGUAACAGCGGCACCACCACCACCACCACCACCUAUGUCACCUAUGUUAGUGCUGAUGUCAACGACAGCGGCGAUGGCCAUGGCAAUGAGAUUGGCGAUGGCGGGGGAGAGGCAGCGGGCAAUGCCGCCGUUGAGCACGAUGAUGGUGGUACGGAAGCUGAAGAAGGAAACGUGAGCCGACUGCCGGCGUCGAUUUCGUGGCUCAAUAGCCUCUUCCCUCAGCAGGCGCCAUCGCCGUCGUCCACUUCGACUUCCGGCAGCAGCUCGCGGUACUAUGAGGACUAGCUAACUGCUGGGUUUGCCUUGCCCGCUGCUUUGGAAAGGAUCACGUCACCGCUGUGCUACCGCCAUGGAAGUUUGGAGCUUUUCUCCGUCUCUUUGUGUAAUACGAAACUGGCCUCGCGUGUGCAUUGGGCCAUUUGUGUGUAAGUUUAAAAUCAAGGGUUGUACAGUUAACAUUCGAUACAUUUUUGGCAAUUAUGACUGAUUUUCAUCAGUUUCCAAACUCAAUCCUGUACCAAAAUGCACAAGCCUUGGCAAAUUUGACAAAAUUGCAACUACUCCCUCUCA